UCUCUCUCUCUCUCUCUCUCUCUCUCUCUCAGUAGAAAACGACUAUGGUGGUGGCCUCACCAACACCAAUUGGUAGUGAAAAGAUCCAAUCCGUCGGAGUUCCAGUCAUCGAUCUCUCCCACAAGAGGUCCCAUGUUUCAGAACUGAUUGUUAAAGCCUGCGAAGAUUAUGGGUUCUUUAAGGUUAUCAAUCAUGGAAUACCUGACGAGACCAUCUCCAAGAUGGAAGCUGAGGGACACGAUUUCUUCUCGCGACCCACCUCCGAAAAACAAAAAGCCGGACCACCUAAUCCUCUCGGCUAUGGGUGCAGGAACAUCGGCUUCAAUGGCGACACUGGAGAAGUCGAGUAUCUCCUUCUCCAUACCAAUCCUCUCUCCAUUUCCCAGAGAUCCAGAACCAUUUGCAAGGACCCAAUGAGAUUCUGCUGUGUGGUGAAUGAUUACAUUGAGGCAGUUCAAGGGCUUGCAUGUGAGAUCUUGGACCUGUUAGCUGAAGGGUUGAGAUUACAUGAUAGGAGAGUUCUAAGUAGGUUGAUCAAGGAGAGUGAUAGUGAUUCAGUGUUCAGGCUCAAUCACUACCCUUCAUCACGCAAGGAGGUGGACAAAGGGAGGGACAUGACGGCCCAGUGCCGGAUCGGGUUCGGGGAGCACUCAGAUCCGCAGAUCUUGACCAUCCUGCGAUCCAACGAUGUCGGGGGCCUGCAGAUCUCCGUCGACGAUGGCGUUUGGGUCCCAAUCUUGCCGGAUCCUGCUGCAUUUUGCAUCAACGUUGGGGAUGCGCUGCAGGCUCUGACAAACGGGAGGUUUUUGAGUGUGAGACAUAGAGCCAUGGCUAACUCAUGUAAGGCCAGGAUGUCUAUGAUAUAUUUCGGUGCACCUCCUCUCCAUGCAAGGAUCUCACCCCUCCCAGAGAUGAUCACACCCAUUAAUCCAUGCCUCUACAGGCCCUUCACGUGGAGUGAAUACAAGAAGGCCGCAUAUUCUCUCAGGCUAGGAGACCGACGGCUCGAUCUCUUCCUAUUGAGCCCAGAUGAAGAGGAUCAGUGACACAAGAAAAGUGGGCCCUUCUCAAGGUCCCAACAUCUUCAACCUCCAUAGAGAAUGCCACAACUUAGGAAUGCUAUUUUCAGCCAUUACAUCCUUCAUUGUGCCACACGUGUAAGGGAUAUGUGGUGUUUCUCUUCUGGGUUCCUUGGUCAAUGUCUUCUAGCCCAAAAAUUAGUGAAAUGGACCACUUUUAGCAUUUUCCUCCCCACCCAUUUCCAGGAUUUCAUAUGUGACCCACCUGAUGAAUGGACCAGCUGCGUUUUUGGGCUAAGGAACACUCACUGCAGGGCCAAGCUGAUAAUCCCUUACACAUGUGCUACAUCCAUUCGUGUGCAGAUGGACGGCUGCAAAUAGCAUUCCUCUACUAUGGGUCUGGAAGGUUGAGUGCGUACGUGACAUGAAAAACAAAGGAG
Magnolia sinica is the source of this 1459-nucleotide messenger RNA. Its product is annotated as gibberellin 2-beta-dioxygenase 2-like. The transcript is spliced from 3 exons. The coding region runs from base 45 to 1046 and encodes 333 amino acids. NCBI's taxonomy places the organism in Eukaryota, Viridiplantae, Streptophyta, Magnoliopsida, Magnoliales, Magnoliaceae. The record is from RefSeq and is a predicted model, not a curated record. Gene Ontology annotation, biological process: response to light stimulus; gibberellin catabolic process.